UUGCUUGGGUGGUCUUCAACGCUGGCUCUAUCUCGGCGUGCGUGUGAUGCUGUCCCGGACUGUGCUGAUGCUGCGGACGAGAGAUCUUGUUCUCACUGCUCGUCAGCUGGCCCGGGCUCUUUACGCUGCGCCCUGCAGCCUCGCUGUCUUCCACAGCACCUGCGAUGUGAUGGAACCCCGGACUGCGCUGACGGCAGCGAUGAAACCGGCUGUUUGUGGGUAACCCGUUCGUUGUCGUCAUGGCGUCGUGAGACUCGUGAGACUACGCUGGGCGCUGUUCGUCACCGUGCAGGGUACGCGGUGUGGUCGGGGAGAGGGCGUGUGGGCAAGAUCUGCGCGGAGCCCUACGAACACGACCGGAAGGCGCUCAUGAACGUGGCAACCUCACUAUGCACCGCUCUAACUUUUAAAUCUGCAGUAUCAGCUGAAGCAGUGCCUGACGCUGAGGAAGGUUCUGAUGAAAUAAACGAAAAUAGACAAAUGAAAUCCCAAAAAAAUGAACCGGAAUACGUUGAAAUAGUCGACCCUGCUGCAGCUGAGAUUUCGUUUGUCAAGAGCGAUUGUCCUCAGAGGAAGGUCAUCAAGAUCAUCUGUGAUCAACUCGAAUGUGGAAUACCUUCCGCACGAGGCGCGGGCGCUACACUGGGUGUGCAGCAUCUCCCACGAUCAGCCCGGCCCGGCGACUGGCCCUGGCACGCGGCUCUACUGCGAACGCACGUGCAUGCAUGUGACGCACUCCUCGUGCAUGCUGCCUGGCUCGUCACUACUGCAUCUUGCUUCCAAGGUCAACCGAAAGCGGAAUGGAUUGCUAGAUUGGGAACUGUACGCAUUCAAAGCACUUCACCCUGGCAACAGGAGAGGAGGAUUGUAGGCAUGGUGAAGUCACCGGUCGAAGGCAGUAUGCUGGCGAUGGUACGAUUAGAAGAGCCAGUUGAAAUCACUGACUUCGUCCGUCCCGCUUGCUUGCCCGUCGAUGGCUUCAAAACGAGUGAACAUAGCGUCUGUAAUACGCUGGGAUGGACGAGAAAUAGGGAUCAAUUGCAAAGAGUUCACGUUGUACCCACUACUAUGAACACAUGCGAGAACGUUAGCAUAGCAACUGGCAAUGGUAUAUGCGCAGAACCAUUAUAUGAUCAAGACGAUUGUGACGAAGAAGAAUAUGCAGGCAGUGCAAUGAUGUGCUUUGACGAGAAAUCGAAACACUGGUCUGUGAUAGGAGUCAGCAGUUGGAGAAUAGCGUGCUCAAAGAUUGGAUUAGGAAGACCCAGGAUAUACGACGCCGUCACAUCACACAUCGACUGGAUUCGAAGAACAAUUGCUAACUCUCAAGAUGACUUCCAUAUCAGAGUUUAA
Danaus chrysippus (African queen) is the source of this 1353-nucleotide messenger RNA. NCBI's taxonomy places the organism in Eukaryota, Metazoa, Arthropoda, Insecta, Lepidoptera, Nymphalidae. The record is from the annotation of a GenBank genome assembly.